This is a messenger RNA of Ctenopharyngodon idella (grass carp), 7699 nucleotides long. RefSeq names its product endothelin converting enzyme 2b (gene ece2b). Gene Ontology annotation, biological process: protein processing. Gene Ontology annotation, cellular component: plasma membrane. The transcript is spliced from 20 exons. Gene Ontology annotation, molecular function: metalloendopeptidase activity. The coding region runs from base 211 to 2508 and encodes 765 amino acids. Lineage: Eukaryota; Metazoa; Chordata; Actinopteri; Cypriniformes; Xenocyprididae. The record is from RefSeq and is a predicted model, not a curated record.
AGAGAGUGAGAGAGAUUGAGAGAGAGCGAGCGAGCACAGGCUGAUCUCUAUCUAUCUCCCACAGACAUCUUUCUAUGUUGUAAUACACUGAGCAAAGGACGUGCUGGUCGUUGACGGUGGCACAGCAAACCCAUCAUGCGCGCCGUCUUCUGAAAACGUUCAGCGGCGCGAGGGAUGGCUUAGUCGCGUGCGGAGCGCCGAUGCUGCACGAUGAGUGUAGCGCUGCAAGAUUUACGAAAUAACAUGUCUAACUACAAGCGUGCAACGUUUGAGGAGGAGGACGGGACAGACAUCCCUGCUGACGGAGCCAUCUCUCCUGACAGUGUGGAGGUGGGUUUCCGUAAGGGUGGUGUUCAGUUGUUUGGUCCACUGGGCAGGAGGACUCAGUUGGAGGUGGUUUUGGCCAGUCUGCUUCUCGCUUCACUUCUAGCACUGUUUGGCUGUGCGAUCACACUGGGAGUCCGCUAUAACAGAGAUCCAGCACGUAGUAUCUGUCUAACAGAGGCAUGUGUAACCGUGGCCAGUAAGAUCGUGGAAGCUGUGGAUCGCUCCGUAGACCCAUGUCAGGAUUUUUACCAGUACGCCUGCGGAGGAUGGGUCCGCAAAAACCCCCUGCCAGAUGGCCGGUCCCGCUGGAGCACAUUUAACAGCAUCUGGGACCAGAACCAGGCUGUGCUCAAACACCUGCUGGAAAAUGGCACCUUUAACUCAAGCAGUGAGGCAGAGAGAAAGACGCAGUCCUACUAUCUUUCCUGUCUCAAUGAACAACGAAUAGAAGAGCUCGGAGCCCAACCACUCAUCGACUUGAUUGGAAAGAUAGGAGGCUGGAACAUCACAGAGUCCUGGGAUAAAGAUAACUUUCUGGACGUUUUAAAGAUAGUUUCUGGGCCUUACAGAGCUCAGCCCUUCUUCACUGUUGGUGUCAGUGUGGACCCUAAAAACUCCAACAGCAAUGUCAUUCAGGUUGACCAAUCAGGACUCUUCCUCCCAUCCAGAGAUUAUUACCUCAAUAAGACAAAUGAGAAGGUGUUGAAGGCUUACCUGGAUUACAUGGUAGAGUUGGGAUUGUUGUUGGGAGGAGACAAGAAUUCCACCCGAAGUCAGAUGCAGCAAAUUUUGGACUUCGAGACAGCACUGGCUAACAUUACAGUGCCUCAGGACGAACGGCGAGACGAGGAAAAGAUCUACCACAAGAUAACGAUAGCUGAACUCCAGGCGUUGGCUCCAGCAGUUGAAUGGUUGGAUUAUCUGAACUCCGUCCUUUUACCGCUAGAGUUGAACGACACAGAGCCUGUGGUGGUCUACGCCAAAGAAUACAUGCAACAAGUUUCGGACCUUAUCAACAAGACCGACCGCAGUCUUCUGAAUAAUUACAUGAUCUGGAAUCUGGUGCAGAAAGGAGCGUCCAGUCUUGACCAGCGGUUUGAGAAUGCUCAGGAUAAGCUCCUGGAGAGCCUCUAUGGCACGAAGAAGUCCUGUACCCCACGCUGGCAGACGUGUAUUGGGAACACAGAUGACACUCUUGGUUUUGCGUUGGGAGCUCUUUUUGUCAAAGCCACUUUCGACAAACAGAGCAAAGAAAUAGCAGAGGGAAUGAUCAAUGAAAUCCGCACAGCUUUCAAAAGCGCGCUAGAUGAUUUGAACUGGAUGGAUGAACAGACCCGACAAGCUGCCAAGGACAAGGCGGAUGCCAUCUAUGACAUGAUUGGAUUUCCAGACUUCAUUCUGGACUCCAAAGAGCUUGAUGAUGUGUAUGAUGGGUAUGAGGUUACAGAAGACAACUUCUUCCAGAAUAUGAUCAACUUCUAUAACUUCUCAGCACGAGUGAUGGCAGACCAGCUCCGCAAGCCACCAAACCGAGACCAAUGGAGCAUGACUCCACCCACGGUGAACGCUUACUACAUGCCAACCAAGAAUGGGAUCGUCUUCCCCGCUGGCAUCUUACAGGCCCCGUUCUACGCCCAAGAUCACCCCAAAGCUUUAAACUUUGGUGGUAUUGGAGUGGUUAUGGGACACGAGUUAACGCAUGCAUUUGAUGACCAAGGCAGAGAGUAUGACAAAGAUGGAAACCUUCGACCGUGGUGGCAGAACUCCUCUGUGGACGCGUUUAAGAACCGCACUGAGUGUAUGGUGGAUCAGUACACGCAGUACACCAUCAAUGGAGAGCACAUUAAUGGAAAACAGACGCUGGGAGAAAACAUAGCAGACAAUGGUGGUCUGAAAGCUGCCUAUCACGCGUAUAGGUCAUGGGUGAGGAAGAACGGUGAAGAGAAGAGACUCCCAGCUGUCAAUCUGACAAACGACCAGCUCUUCUUCGUAGGUUUUGCACAGGUCUGGUGCUCUGUCCGAACGCCAGAAAGUGCUCACGAGGGCCUGAUGACGGACCCUCACAGCCCACCCAAAUACCGUGUCAUCGGCACCCUGUCCAACUCGCCCGACUUCGCAGAGCACUUCCAGUGUCCGCUGGGCUCUCCCAUGAACUCAGGCCACCGCUGUGAGGUGUGGUAGGACUGGCACCCACAAGACACCAGCUUGCUUACACAGACCAGCCUGGCCCCCUAAAAAACGCUGAACGGACAGUUUUGGCUCUUUCCCAAGCACUGUUUUUUAUUUAUGUGCUAAAGUUAUUUGAGGAGUUGGGCCGAAUGCAAGAGGAUGAGGCGAGCACCUGCCAACAUUGAUCUUCUUCAGUGUUCGAAUCAACCGUUAUCAAAUUUUCCUCUGCCGCCACAUCAGCCCGCAUGGGCUCGCUUUAUUUAUUUGUUCGCUGAACUCGAGGGACGCUUACAUGUGUGUUUCUGUGCUUCAUACCCUGAUUGCUUGUCUUCUGAUUUGGAAGAUAUGACCACUGUGAAGCCACUGGGAAUGUCUCUCCGUGACCUCACAGGAAAUGUUUGGCUCCAUCUGUGAUGACUUCACAGGAAGAUUCACUGAAGAUUCACAGGAAGUGCUGAACGACAUCCGUGACCCCCCACAGGAAGGAAGAAAGCCUAUUUCCCAAUUGUGAUUUCAUAGAAAUGCUAUUAAAUGACAGGGAGAGCUACUGUUUGUUCAUCCCACCUGUGUAUCAUGUUUUGAUCUUGACAAAGUUGAAAUGAAAUGUUCAUUUUAAGCUGCUCUUUGCCAAAGAACAAUUUUAGUUUUGUUCCUUGUGUAAGUGAAAGUGGAAAUUUGCACUGCUUCGACCUUCAGUAAUUCCAUUCCAGUGUAAUUCCAGUGUGUUUGCCUAAAGACAUUUACUUGUAUGUGAACGCUGUUUCCGUGUCAGUGUGUCUGUAAAGGGGCGUCUCCAUGUUGUUUGAACUUUGUCAAGUCUGCUGAAAUGCUCACGUUGCUGAAAAAACCACUAAAUGGGUGAAUCUCACCAAUGUUCAAGUCAUAUUUCACCCCAAAAUCAGUAGAUUAUUAGGAUUAUUUGCAUAAAAAUGUGUAUUUUUAGAGCUAUUUAGACUUUUCACAUGGUUCUCAUGACAAUUUAACACAUUAUUGCUCAAAUUCAUUACAAUUAUACUCUGUAAAUAAUGUUACAGUAAACAAAUACUGUAAUACAAUAACUCUUUUGAAAUCAACAUAAAUUAGAGGUUGUACAAAAAAUAGCACCAAAAUGAACUAUUAUAAAUUAAAUUAUAAUAAUUUAAUUAUUAAUUAUUAUAAAAUUAAAUUAUAUGUAUACACUACCGUUUAAAAGUUUACGUUUUCAUUUAAAUAAAUACAUUUAUGUAGCAAGGAUUCAUUAAAUGGAUCAAAAGUGACAGUAAAGACUUUUUUACAUUGUUACAAAAAAUUCUAUUUCAAAUAAAUGCUGUUAUUUUGAACUUUCUUUUCAUCAAAGCACCGUGAAGAAAAUGUGUCAAACAUUGAUAACAUGAAAUCAGCAUAUUAGAAUGAUUUCUGAAGGAUCAUGUGACACCAAAGUCUGGAGGAAUGAUGUUAAAAAUUCACAGGAAUAAAUUACAUUUUAAAAUAUAUUAAAGAAGAAAAUAGUUCUUAUCAAUUGUAAUAAUAUUUCACAAUAUCACAGAUUUUACUGUAUUUUUGAUUAAAUAAAAGCAGUCUUAGUGAGCAUAAAGAGAUUUAUUUCAAAAACAUUAAAAAAAUCUACCAACCCAUUUUGUUUUACUUAUCAACCCAAUUUUUUAUGGUGAUAAUGACAUUUUUUCAAUUUGCAUUACAAUAAUAAAAUGUGUGACCUAAAUAUAAAAAAAAAAAAAAAAAAAAAAAAAAAAUGCAAGACGUCUUAAUAACAAAGUUGUUUUCUAUCAUGUUUAGUUGAAAUAUGACAUAUUCUUGACAUGUUUCUUGAGAUCUGCUAAACUUCCCAGCAUGCCUAAAGUGUUUCGGAAAGUUGCAUCAGACGUCAUUGUAUGUUUACUCAUUUCAGGUUGGAUUGCUUCUGUGUCCAAUCCCAUCUCCAGCGUUUUUAGUUGCUGUAAAUUGACCCUGCGAGUACAUUUUAAUCUGAAUGUUUGGUCUGUUUGUGCUGUUGGAGUGUUGAUUGGCCAGUUUUUUUUUUUUUUUUUUUUCUUUUCUGAACCUGGCUUUUGCUUUCCUAAAGCAGGCCAGUUGUGUCAUUUAAUGUAUUUUAAAUGCUGUUGACUUCACCUUUUGUUGGUUUUUGUUCAUUUUAAACUACAGUUUAAUUGCACCAUUUUAAAAGCUCAAGCUGUAAGUGUGUUUGGCAUCUUAUUCCGUCAGCUGGCAUAUAAACAUCCUCAUUUCAACUCUAUUUUCUACAUAGCUAGAGGCUGAGAGCGCUAAUUAGCUACGCUGAGAUGAGGUUAACUGAUGAAUGUUACUGCCAUUAAAUUCGAAGAUUCUAACUGUUAACAAACACUGUAGAUUAUUAUGACACUCUCAUUUGGUAAAGCUAUUUAAGGAAUAAUUCACCCAAAAAUGAAAAUUCUAAAUGCUUAACUGUAUGCUUUCUUUGAAUGGAAAAGAGCAGCAUGAAAAUUUUUCAAACAUCACCUUUUUUGUUUCAUUGAAGAAAGAAAGUCAUACAGGUUUGGACUGAGGCAAAUGAUGGUAGAAUUUUCAUUUUUGGGUGAAUUAUUCCUUGAACUGUUUAGUCAAUAUUUCUUCACGUUGUCUAUCAACACUCUUGGAAAUUUUAGUGAUUUGUUUUAAGUUUGAUUGAAUUAUGUGACUGAACGCCUCCUGAAUUACGCUUUGUAUAUGUAUCAAACACCAUAUUUUUCCGUUCAUGGGCUCCAUGAGGAUUAUGGUGCAGAUGUCAGUCUAAAGUUUUGCCAUGGAUAGGCAUUUGGUUUUGGCCUUAAUUAUUUUCUGUAGACCUAUGGAAUUGAUGUACAUAGAUAGACUUAAAUAUAUUCCAAGUUAUAUUGAAAAAAUAGAAACUUGAAACGUUUCAAAGCCUUUAAAUAGUGAGUAAAUGCCAUUUAAGUGUGUUAUAUACCUGCUUUAUUUGCAACCUCAGUCUCAAAUACCAAAAUGCCAAUCCAGAAUUUCCUUUUGAGACCUGAAAGAGGUUUUUGACUGAUUAUCUUAAUGUUUUUUUGUUUUUUUUUUCUCUGGAUGAAAGCCAUUUAUUGAGCUUUGGCUUGAGUAAAAUGAAGGUAUCUAUCACAUUCUGACACUCACACUUCACUUUCAGUGUUUCGAAGAAGUUCAGCUUAUAGAAAAGGUAGAUGUGAAUCAUUAUUUUCCAGAAUGUCAUUAAAUGUGCCACAUACCACAUUCCGCUCAUAAUUAUGGGAUGGUACAGGGUGAUAUUGUCCACCCUCUCACUGGUAAAUACUGAAAUUGUCCAUCAUCUUCAUGAAGAUGCCUUAUUUAAUUUAUAGACUGUAAACUCACCAUUUAAUCAACUGUAGUUUGUUGUCAUCUCUCUUUUGUACUGCUGGUGUUGAUGCUUGAGAGGUUACACUGUCGUAUAGUUGUGUUUUCUUUUCUUUCUUUUUUUAAUCUGACAACAUUCCCUGAAAUAUUAGUUGAGUGGGGAAUAUGCUCUGCCCAGUGUGUAGUGCAACAUUCAACCUAGAGAACCGUCAAUGAACAUGAAAUAAAGGAUAUAUAUUAUAAAAAAAAAAAAAAAACUAAAUUUUCACUUGGUUUAUUUUAAAACUGUUCACUUAGUUACUGCUGAAAUAUUUUGUUGUAAUCUAUGGAGGAAAUGCAGUAAUAAAUAUUUAUAUUUAUAUUUAUUACUGCAUUACCUUGGACACAGAGUCCAUUUCAAGCUCCUUCAUCUCAACCAAGGAGGCCGUUCCAAGCCCCCCUUAUUUGGGCCACAGAGCCAGUUCCAAGCUCCCUCAUUUGCGCCACAGAGCUCGUUCCAAGCUCCUUUAUCUGGGCCACAGAGCCAGUUCUAAGCUCCCUCAUCUCAGCCAAGGAGGCUGUUCCAAGCUCCCUUUCUCAGCCACAGAAGCCGUUCCAAGCUCCCUCACCUCGGCCAAGGAGGCUGUUCCAAGCUUCCUCAUCUCUGCCACAUAGCCAGUUCCAAGCUCCCACUUCUUGGCCAAGGAGGCUGUUUUAAGUUCCCUCAUAUCCACCAAGGAGCCUGUUCCAAGCUCCCUCAUCUCAGCCAAGGAGGCUGUUUCAAGCUUCCUUCUCCUUGGCCACAGAGGCUGUUCCAAGCUCCUUCAUCUCUGCCACAGAGCCUGUUCCAAGCUCCCUCAUCUCAGCCAAGGAGGCUGUUUCAAGCUCCCUCAUCUCAGCCAAGGAGGCUGUUUCAAGCUUCUUUCUCCUUGGCCACAGAGGCCGUUCCAAGCUGUCUCAUCUCGGCCACAGAGCCACUUCCAAGCUCCCUCUUCUUGGCCAAGGAGGCUGUUUUAAUUUCCCUCAUCUCGGCCACAGAGCCCGUUCCCAUGCUCCCUCACCUCAGUCAAGGUGGUCGUUUAUUGCCACCUUAAUCCAACCACCAUUGCCACCUCAAUCCAACAGGAACAUCUUUGAAUUUCUCCAGUCCCCAGUUCCCCUCUGGCAGCACCUCCCUGGCUACCUGCUCUGCCGGCACUUUUUACUCAAUCGACAUUCCAGACAUCAUAAUUUUCUCAGCCAGCAUUAUCAAGACCUUCUUCUCAGCCGGCCCUUAAUUAAUCACUCCCACUGCCGGCCUUCCAGAGUACCUCCUUGGGACCUCCUCCCUCCCAUUGCCUGCUCCACCCUGGCUCCCUACACUGUCGGCUCAGUCCUGGCUCCCAACUCCUCUGACUACACUCUGGCUUUGUGUCUCCAUUUACCCUUGACAGUCAGCACCUUUCAGGCCUGUAAAGAGAUUGUAGGUGUCAGGAGCCGCCUCCAGAGGAAGGUGGAGAAAUGAAACGUUUCCCCUGUCAAUCAGUUACCAUAGUUACCAAUCACCUGAUCCUCAUCAAUGCACUCAUAAGCACACACACAUUCAGUCAAUGUCUGGCCUACAACAAGAAUACAGAAUCCUUACCUGCUCUCCUCACCUUUGGAUCUCAUAAAACUUACCUUUGUAUGCCAGCAAUCUCCAUUGUUAUCUCCAGCGAUCUCCAGAUUGUGGUGAUACCUCCUUUAUUUACUCCCUGUGUGUAUGUGUGUUUGUGUGUGUGUUCUCGUCUCGUCUGCUCAUCUCUGGGUGUGUGGUUCUUCAACCUGUGAGAAAGUCGAGGGAUGGGUUAACUUCCAUUUGAACUGUUAUCCAGUAAUAUACUCACCUGCUUUCUUGCUUAUGCUGCUGUUGUCAAUAAAUACCUACAUUUGGGUUCUCACA